GCGUCGGCCAUUUUCUUUUUCCUUUCGUCAACGUGUUGGAACGUGCUGUUCGCAGCGGCAGGUACUUUCUGCGUAAAUCGGUACAUUAUAUCGUUUCAAUCUUGACAGAGGAUUCGGUAAGAUGUCGCUCGUAAUUCCAGAGAAGUUUCAACACAUUCUUCGUGUCAUGAACACGAAUAUUGACGGUAAUAGGAAAGUCAUGUUUGCCAUGACUGCGAUUAAAGGUGUCGGGCGUCGUUACGCCAACAUCGUUUUGAAAAAGGCCGAUAUCGACCUCGACAAGCGUGCUGGAGAAUGUUCAGAGGAAGAAGUUGAGAAAAUCGUUACGAUUAUGGGUAAUCCCAGGCAGUACAAGAUUCCAGAUUGGUUCUUGAACAGGCAAAAAGAUAUUGUAGAUGGCAAAUACUCACAGUUGACGAGUUCGUAUCUCGACUCGAAACUUCGUGAGGAUUUGGAACGUAUGAAGAAGAUCCGUGCUCACAGGGGCUUGCGACACUACUGGGGUCUCCGUGUACGUGGUCAACACACAAAGACCACUGGUCGCCGUGGACGCACAGUGGGUGUAUCGAAAAAGAAGUAAUUUUGUAUUUUCUUGAUUAUGAAUAAAUUAAAAAAAAGACCUACCUA
Molecule: messenger RNA, 627 nt
Organism: Ceratina calcarata
Lineage: Eukaryota; Metazoa; Arthropoda; Insecta; Hymenoptera; Apidae
Gene: RpS18
Product: ribosomal protein S18
Exons: 4
Coding region: 122-580 (152 amino acids)
Biological process (GO): translation
Cellular component (GO): cytosol; small ribosomal subunit; ribosome
Molecular function (GO): RNA binding; structural constituent of ribosome
Source: RefSeq, a predicted model, not a curated record